Messenger RNA from Photinus pyralis (common eastern firefly), 1401 nucleotides. RefSeq names its product protein ALP1-like. The transcript has 2 exons. The coding region runs from base 158 to 1330 and encodes 390 amino acids. The record is from RefSeq and is a predicted model, not a curated record. Lineage: Eukaryota; Metazoa; Arthropoda; Insecta; Coleoptera; Lampyridae.
CGUUCAGAAACAAGUGAUGUUCUUUGGUGUGAAGUAAGUGUAGAGUGAUGUCACGUGCCCAAUGUCACUCUGUACUUUAGAAACGCACGGAGUGAGAUGCUACUGUCAAUUAUUUUUGUAAGGUUAGAAAGUUCGAGCAAAACAAACAAUUUUAAAUAUGAACAAAAGGAAGCUUAUUUGUGGCUUGGCAAUCUCAUUAUUUAAACAAUUCCUAUCGGAAUUAGAAAUAUUUGUGUUUGAAGCUAUCGAUAUUGAAGACGAAGAAGAUCCUGUACCUUCAAAAAGGAGAAAGUUGCCGAUUAGGAUUGAGAAUUAUAUGGAAAGGGUAAUACCGAACCUCAGUAAACAACAAUUUCAAAUGCAUUUCCGUAUCAAUUAUGUGACAUAUACCAAGUUGUUACCAAUUAUUGCAAAUGAAAUAAAGAAAAAAGACAUUGUGGGACGACCUUUAAUAGACAUCGAUAGACAAUUACUUGCUGUACUGUGGCUAUUGGCAACCCCAGAUUCAUUUAGAUCAGUAGGAGAAAGAUUUAAUAUGGGAAAGUCUUCUUUAAGUGUGUCAUUUUUCCGUAUCAUCAAAGCGUUGAAUAACAUUGCGCCAAAAGUUAUAGUUUGGCCAACAGGCGAACAGGUAGAAGCAGUUAAAGAAAAAUUCUCCAAUCUUGCAGGCAUUGACGGUGUUAUUGGAGCAGUAGAUGGAACGUUUAUUCCAAUAAAAGCCCCCAAAGAUGACCCAGAGGUAUAUAUAUGCAGAAAAUGCCAUUACGCAAUUACACUGCAAGGAAUUUGCAAUGCUUCAUUAAAAUUCACUGAUGUAUUCGUGGGUUAUCCUGGAUCUGUAAGCGAUACUCGAAUAUUCCGCAAUUCCGACAUAUAUAAUGCGGUUACUGAAAAUGUUAUGGAAUAUUUUCCCAAUGGAGAGUUUAUUUUAGGCGAUAAGGCAUAUCCUUGUUUGUCAUGGUGCAUACCUCCAUACAUCAACAGUGGAAAUAUGAAUGCAGCAAAAAGAAAUUUUAAUUUGAGAGUAUCUCAGACCAGACAAAGUAUAGAGAGGGCAUUUGGCCUUUUAUUUGGACGACUACGGCGACUUAAAUUUUUAGAUAUGAAUAGACAAGAUUUGAUUCCUGCAACUGUUGUCGCAUGUUGUGUUGUGCACAAUUUAUGUAUAGAAUCGGAAGAUUUAUUGGUAGAGGAGUUUAUAAAUGAGGGUAUCCAAUUUGUAAGAGGGAAUUUGGAACGUGAACAUAAUGGCCGAGGAAAUUUAUUUCAUGAGAAUGGAACUCAUAAACGUGAUCAGUUGUGUCAAAGAUUAUUUGAUGUUAUGGACUAAAUACUUGUAAAUAUUUUGUAAUAUCUUUAUGAAACACUUAAUCAUUAAUAAUAAACAUAAACUGUUACGAA